Orbilia oligospora ATCC 24927 is the source of this 3030-nucleotide messenger RNA. RefSeq lists its product as uncharacterized. Gene Ontology annotation, cellular component: endoplasmic reticulum; Golgi membrane. Gene Ontology annotation, molecular function: mannosyl-oligosaccharide 1,2-alpha-mannosidase activity; calcium ion binding. Gene Ontology annotation, biological process: carbohydrate metabolic process; N-glycan processing. The transcript has 5 exons. Lineage: Eukaryota; Fungi; Ascomycota; Orbiliomycetes; Orbiliales; Orbiliaceae. Bases 1 to 3030 code for a protein of 1009 amino acids. The record is from RefSeq and is a predicted model, not a curated record.
AUGUCGGUCCUAAUGUUUAGAGUCCGACGUUAUCGGGUCCUGUUGCUCUUCUCUGCAUUCGCCAUCGCACUCUGGUACCACUUCUCGCCUACUGAUGGUUCGUACUCUGCCAGCGAUGAAUGGUUACAGCCGACACACGAUCGAGGAACAACAAAGGAGCAGAUUAAGUCAGAAUGGUCGGCUCCCGAGCCAGACGAUGCUAUGCCUCCAGCAAAGGGAAAUCCUCAUGGUAUGAAACCAGAGGAUACCUUAGAAGUCACGCCGACACCUUUAUCGCUGCUGCGACCCGGGCAAUUUGUCCAACCAAGUCUUGCUUCUGAGCUUGCUGCUUUGGAGACAGAUACCGAAUCUGAGCCGGGGACGGAGACGGAAACAGAAACGGAAACAGAGCCAUUCAUACCGGUUAGACAGCCCCCAAGCCACGACCAUGUAUCACGGCCUCCACAUUUCGAUGACGUCCUUAGCGGUAAAUUUAAUACCGAGGACGAACUGAAGAAAGACAAUGCUGCACAUUGGACCAAACUACCAGAGCAUUUCCCCAUUCCGCCGGAAUCUAUCAUCCCAUUGCCUACAGGCAACCCUGUAAACCUACCUAAGAUCCAGUUCAACUUUCAACACGGUUCUGAGAGCAACCAGCAACGAAAUGAACGACUCAUGCGUCAGGGCGCCGUAAAAGAUGCAUUUAAACAUGCCUGGGAGGGGUAUAGGAAAUUUGCCUGGGGCCACGAUGAAGUUACACCGGUCUCCGGGGGAUCCAAAGACCCAUUUGCCGGCUGGGCUGCUACUCUGGUUGAUGCUCUUGAUACGAUGGCGAUUAUGGGACUUCACGCGGAAUUCGAACAUGCGCUUACAGGGGUCGCUAAAAUCGACUUUACGACAACAAGCAGAAACGACAUUCCGAUGUUUGAAACCACGAUUCGAUACCUUGGGGGGCUCAUUGGAGCCUAUGAUGUUACUGGCCAUAAGCAUAAGAUUUUACUUGACAAGGCAAUUGAAUUAGCUGAAAUUUUAUACAAUGCAUUUGAUACACCGAAUCGAAUGCCCGUCCUCUACUUCGAAUGGCAUCCGGAAUCAGUCAAAAAGAAGCACCGUGCAGGACGAACUUCCUGUAUGGCGGAGAUCGGUUCCAUGUCCGUGGAAUUCACGCGAUUAGCACAGAUCACCGGGGAGAAUAAGUAUUAUGACGCCAUACAGAGAAUUACAGACGAGUUUGAGAAGUUUUUGCCGAAUACCACGUUGCCUGGCUUCUGGCCCACCGUAUUGGAUGCAAGCGGUUGUGAGUGGGUUGAAGAGGUUUAUACAGUUACUACGACCAUUUAUCCUUCCCCGACACCUAAGCCGAAUCUAAAUGAAGAUACUCCACCGGCUUUACCGACCAAAAAGCCGUUUGCUGUUACUAAGGAGAGACUUGAAAAGACAGAGGUGAAGACUGUACGCAAGCCGACUCCCCCAAGGGUUAGUGAGGAGGAUGGCGAACUUGAUGAGGAGAAGAAGCCAAGUUUGACACAGCCCAGAGAGGCAGCAAAGAGGAGUCCAGAUAGUUCUGAUUUUAGAAGGAGGAAGAGGGCUAUUGAUGAUGAUGACGAUGAAACCGAGGGCCCUAAUUCCGGCGAAGAACCUAGCCGUACUUCUAAAGUCUCCAAUAAGGAAAAAAAGAUGUCAGAACUCCAGAACGGGCUAGCAGAGAUGGAAGAGAAGGCUAGCGAAUCUGAUAAGAAACAGGAUGUCAUUGCUGUUUCUCACAAAAAUCCGAACGCACCAACAGUAGACGAUGAAGACGAACCAACCACUCCAUCUAAACCCAGCUUAAAGCCCAAACCAACUCCAACUGGGCCAGUCGUUAAAAAGCAGGUUUUGACUAGGGAAAGGUGCGUGCCAUCUGGGUUCAGAAUGAACGAGGGAGAAAACCACUAUUCGUAUGGUGGAAUGGCGGAUUCUACUUAUGAAUAUCUUUUGAAGGAGCACCUUCUCCUUGGUGGACUGAAAGAGCAGUACGGCAAUCUUUAUCUUUCGACAUACGAAACCGGUCGGGAUAACUUGUUCUUCAGGCCGAUGACACCGAAGAAUAGCGAUAUCUUAGUGUCUGGACAAAUGAAAGUUAGCUACGAUUGGGAUCGACAUCGAACUGUCUCUCAACUGGAGUCUUCCGGAAGCCAUUUGACAUGCUUCGUUGGUGGUAUGGUUGGUAUGGGAUCGAAAAUCUUCAACCGGCCUGAGGAUCUUCAGGCAGCUAUCAAGCUCACGGAGGGAUGCGUCUGGAAUUAUUUUUCUACCGCUACUGGGAUUAUGCCGGAGGGUUUCAUUAUGACGAUGUGCCCGAAGGGAGGUGAUUGCAAGUGGGAUGAAGACCACUGGCGCGCUUCAAUUAUUGCACCAAACGGCGAGGUUAUGGACUCCGCCGAACAGCAGCAUAACAUUACCCUUGUAAAUCCAUAUGCCGGGAAAGGUAGGAGCCCGAUAUAUAGACGACAAGUAGGUUAUGACGGCAACAAGGAUCUUCCUCCACCUGCGCUUCCAAAUACGCAUGCAGAUAUAGAGAAGUACAUGCGGACUGGGGAGAAGCCUACUGCCACACGAGAAACCGACGGUGCAGAAGCUCCCCAGCGUGAGAUUCCACGGAAGGACCCCUAUGAGCGAUGGGUUGAUAGUGUUAAUGACCACAUCAAAUGGACGAAACUGCCGGAAGGUUACGUUCAAGUUAAUGAUCCCAAAUAUAUCCUACGCCCAGAGGCCAUUGAGUCCGUUUUCUAUAUGUACCGCAUUACAGGCGAUAGGAGCUGGCAGGAUAAGGGAUGGAAAAUGUUCCAGGCGAUUGAGAAGUACACGAAGACACUCAUUGCGCACUCUGCCAUCAAUAACGUUCUGGAUACCCAGGCAUUCCAAGUUGAUUCCAUGGAAUCUUUUUGGCUGGCAGAGACUUUGAAAUACUUUUAUCUGUUAUUCAGCGAGCCUGACGUUAUUUCUCUAGAUGACUAUGUUCUGAACACCGAAGCCCACCCAUUGAAACGGCCAAAGCAUAAGGCAGCAUAA